Williopsis jadinii is the source of this 3184-nucleotide messenger RNA. RefSeq names its product valine--tRNA ligase (gene VAS1). Gene Ontology annotation, molecular function: valine-tRNA ligase activity; ATP binding; aminoacyl-tRNA deacylase activity. Gene Ontology annotation, cellular component: cytosol; cytoplasm. The coding region runs from base 466 to 3129 and encodes 887 amino acids. Gene Ontology annotation, biological process: valyl-tRNA aminoacylation. The record is from RefSeq and is a predicted model, not a curated record. NCBI's taxonomy places the organism in Eukaryota, Fungi, Ascomycota, Saccharomycetes, Phaffomycetales, Wickerhamomycetaceae. The transcript has a single exon.
CAACAAGCGGCGCCAGCUGCCGGUGCUGAGCCAAAGGUGAAGACCGAGAAGGAGCUCGAGAGGGAGAGAAAGAAAGCUGAGAAGCUUGCAAAGUUCCAAGCUAAGGAGGCUAAGAAGGCGGAGGCUGCUAAGAAGAAGGCCGAGUCCACGAAGCCAAAGAAGGAGAAGAAGGUUGCUGAGCCUGUGCCGGAGUUUGUCGACACCACCGUGAAAGGUGAGAAGAAGGUGCUUGUGUCCUUAGAAGACCCGGCAUUGAAGGCGUAUGACCCACGUAACGUUGAGAGCUCGUGGUAUGAAUGGUGGGUCAAGCAGGGCUUCUUCGAGCCUGAGUUUGCUGCUGACGGCUCUGCCAAACCAGAAGGUACCUUCUGUAUCCCAGCACCUCCACCAAACGUCACAGGUGCCCUGCACAUUGGCCAUGCCCUCACAGUGUCCAUCCAGGACUCCUUGAUUAGAUUCAACAGAAUGAGAGGCAAGACCGUGCUCUUCCUUCCAGGAUUUGACCACGCAGGUAUCGCCACCCAGUCUGUUGUUGAGAAGCAGCUGGCCAAGGAGAACAUCUCCAGACACGACUUGGGUCGUGAGGCCUUUGUUGAGAAGGUUUGGGAAUGGAAGGACGUGUACCAUGACAAGAUUAAAACACAGUUCAAGAGCCUUGGUGCCUCUUAUGACUGGAAGUUCGAGAAGUUCACCUUGGAUGAUGACUUGUCCAAGGCUGUGACCGAGGCCUUUGUCAGAUUGCACAGAGAAGGUACCAUCUACAGGGCUUCCCGUUUGGUUAACUGGUCUGUGAAGCUUAACACAGCCAUCUCCAACUUGGAAGUUGACAACAAGGAUGUCAAAGGUAGAACCUUGCUCUCUGUUCCAGGCUACGACGAGAAGGUUGAAUUUGGUGUGUUGACGUCCUUUGCCUAUCCAAUUGAGAACUCGGACGAGAAGAUCAUCGUGGCCACUACACGUCCAGAGACCUUGUUUGGUGAUACUGGUAUCGCAGUUCAUCCUGAUGAUGCUCGUUACAAGCACUUGCACGGCAAGUUCGCUCUCCAUCCAUUCCUCGACAGAAAGGUGCCAAUUAUCACCGAUGCUGAAGCUGUCGACAUGGAGUUUGGUACUGGUGCCGUUAAGAUCACACCAGGUCACGACAACAACGAUUACAACACCGGUAAGCGUGCCGGUCUCGAAGUGAUCAACAUCUUCACUGAUGACGGUCUGCUCAACGAGAACUGUGGUGAAUGGGCUGGUAUGAAGAGAUUCGAUGCAAGAAAGAGAGUCAUCGAGGCCUUGAAGGAGAAGGACCUCUUCAUCGAACAGAAGGAGAAUGAGAUGACCAUCCCAAUCUGCUCCAGAUCUGGUGAUAUCAUUGAACCAUACCUCAAGCCACAGUGGUGGGUUGCCCAAGGUGACAUGGCCAAGGAUGCCAUUGCUGCUGUCAAGAACGGUGAAAUCAAGAUCACUCCAAAGUCAUCUGAGGCUGAAUACUUCCACUGGCUGGAGAACAUCCAAGAUUGGUGUAUCUCUCGUCAACUGUGGUGGGGUCACAGAUGUCCAGUGUACUUUGUCAACAUUGAAGGCGAAGAGCAUGACGAUCUUGAUGGCAACUACUGGGUUUCUGGCCGUACGUUAGAGGAGGCUGAGGAGCAGGCCAAGGAGAAGUUCCCAGACAAGAAGUUCACAUUGCACCAGGAUGAGGAUGUCUUGGACACCUGGUUCUCGUCUGGUUUAUGGCCAAUCUCCACGCUUGGAUGGCCUGAGAAGACCAAGGCCCUCGAACAGUUCCAUCCAUGGUCCAUGUUGGAGACUGGCUGGGACAUCUUGUUCUUCUGGGUCUCCAGAAUGAUCCUCAUGGGCAUCAAGAUGACCGGCACUGUUCCAUUUAAGGAGGUAUUCUGCCACUCCUUGGUCCGUGAUGCUCAAGGUCGUAAGAUGUCCAAGUCGCUCGGUAACGUUGUCGAUCCAACUGAUGUGAUUAACGGUAUCUCGCUAGAGACUUUACACUCCAAGUUGCUUGGAGGUAACUUGGCUGCUGCUGAGAUCGAAAGAGCCAAGGCUGGACAGAAGGAAUCUUAUCCUAAUGGUAUCCCACAGUGUGGUACCGAUGCUUUGAGAUUCGCCCUCUGUGCUUACACCACUGGUGGUCGUGAUAUUAACUUGGAUAUUCUUCGUGUUGAAGGUUACAGAAAGUUCUGUAACAAGAUCUACCAGGCCACCAAGUUUGCUCUCAUGCGUCUUGGUGAUGAUUAUCAGCCACCAGCCUCUGAAGGUCUUUCUGGCAACGAAACGUUGGUUGAGAAGUGGAUCUUGCACAAGUACACCGAGACUGCUAAGACCGUUACCGAGGCCAUGGACAAGCGUGAGUUCUUCACUGCUACGUCUGCUAUCUACGAGUACUGGUACCAAGUUUGUGAUGUCUACAUCGAGAACUCCAAGUCUUUGAUCCUGGACGGCUCUGAGGCCGAGCGUAAGUCUGCCAGAGACACCUUGUACACCUCCAUCGAUGGUGCCUUGAGAUUGAUCCACCCAUUCAUGCCAUUCAUCUCAGAGGAGAUGUGGCAACGUCUUCCUCGCCGUGCUACCGAGACUGCUGUGUCCAUUGUCAAGGCCAAGUACCCAGUCUUCACCAAGGAGUUCUACAACGCUCAAGCGUUUGAGGACUACGAGACCAUCUUGGCCAUCACCAAGGAAGCCCGUUCCCUGUUGUCUCAGUACAACAUCUUGAAGAACGGUAAGGUGUACGUCGAGUGUUCCAACGAGUCUCAACUUGGAAUGGUUCAAUCCCAGAAGGAGUCCAUUGUCUCUCUGAUUAAGGCCAUCAACGAGGUUGAAGUUGUCAAGUCCGCUUCUGACGUUCCAACUGGUGUUAUCCUCCAGGCUGUUACACCGGAGAUCAACGUCCACGUCUUGGUCAAAGGCUUGGUUGACAUUGAAGCCGAGAUCACCAAGGCCAAGAAGAAGAUUGACAAGACCCAAAAGCAAAAAGAGUCCAUUGAGAAGACCAUCAAUUCCAAGGGUUACUUGAGCAAGGCCUCACAGGAGACCAUUGAUCAAGAUAAGACCAGAUUGGAGACUGCUAUUGCUGAAAUUGAAGGUUUCGAGGCCACCAUUGCCAAUUUGGAACGCUUGAAGUUGUAAGGCCGUUCCUGAGGUUCUCCUACUUAUAUACAUACAGAAUUUGAUGGUACGUUAG